This is a messenger RNA of Rosa rugosa (rugosa rose), 2292 nucleotides long. Its product is annotated as L-type lectin-domain containing receptor kinase IX.1-like. Gene Ontology annotation, cellular component: plasma membrane. The coding region runs from base 1 to 2004 and encodes 667 amino acids. Gene Ontology annotation, molecular function: protein kinase activity; ATP binding; carbohydrate binding. Gene Ontology annotation, biological process: protein phosphorylation. The record is from RefSeq and is a predicted model, not a curated record. The transcript has a single exon. Lineage: Eukaryota; Viridiplantae; Streptophyta; Magnoliopsida; Rosales; Rosaceae.
AUGUCUCUAAGAAAGGUGGCAACUUUUCGUCUUAACCACUACUUGAAUAAUUGCUGUAUUAUUCACUUGAUGAUUUUGAUCAAUUUCCACCUUAUUCCCGUUUGCCAUCCACUUUCCUUCAGUAUCAAUCGCUUUGAUCAAACAACAAGUAAUAUACUCUACGACGGUGAUGCAGCGCCGUCUUCCAAGAGUUCGGGAGCCAUUGAACUCAACACAGCAGAUUAUUUCCGUGUUGGCCGGGCUACCUAUGCAGAGCCGUUGCACUUGUGGGAGGGGUCGUCACUUGCUUCGGACUUCACUACUAACUUCUCCUUCGUUGUGGACACUCUUAACAAAAGCAGCUUUGCUGAUGGGUUUGCCUUCUUCCUCGCUCCGGUCCACUAUCCCAUUCCACCUAACUCCGGCGGUUGUGAUCUAGGCUUGUUCAACGCCACCACUCGUUUUGCAGCCUCCCAAAACCAGCUUGUGGCGGUUGAGUUCGACACUUUGUCCAACCCCUGGGAUCCACAGGGGCCGCACAUUGGGAUCAACGACAAGACCAUCUCCUCAGAUGUUCAUGCCAGCUGGGAUCCUGUCCUCCACAGUGAGAAAGAGUGUCAUGCACGGAUAACAUACAAUGCUACCACCAACCACCUCAUUUUGUCUUGGACAUACGAAAAAAGUUUGGCGCCGAAUGAUUCUUCCCUUUCCGUUACUAUUGACCUGAGAAAGUCUCUCCCGGAGUGGGUUACAAUUGGAUUUUCAUCUGCUACAGGCCUUGUUUUUGAGCGGCACGUUAUAAGUUCAUGGGAAUUCAGUAGUUCAGAGUUGAACUCCGAUGCGAGCCAAAGGAAGAAUAAAAAGGAGAGGAGGAUAGUCUUGAAGAUUGUGGUCGCUGCAGCAGCAGCAGUUCUUUUCUUGAUUUUGAUGCUUUAUGUGGCCUACCGGUGGGUCGUACGGCAGCGGAUAAAGAGGACUCGUGGAGAUAGAAUUGAGUCGAAUGAAUCCUCCAGUGUUGCAUUGUCCUCCAUAAAUCCAAGACAAUUUACUUAUCAAGAACUGGUUGCAGCCACCAACGGCUUCGCAAACGAUAGAAGGCUAGGCCAGGGAGGAUCAGGACAAGUUUAUAAAGGGAUCAUUCAAGAUCUAGGAUGUGUAGUUGCUGUGAAGAGAAUCUUUGCACAAUCCGACAAGCACUAUGAGAAGAUCUUCAUCAACGAAGUCAAAAUCAUAAGCCGCAUUAUACAUAAAAACUUGGUGCACUUCGUUGGAUGGUGUCAUGCGCAAGGCGAAUGCAUGCUUGUUUAUGAAUACAUGCCUAACAGUAGCCUUGACACGCAUCUAUUUGGCUCUAGAGCAACCUUGCAAUGGGAGUUUAGGUAUAGAAUAGCUUUAGGCUUGGCCUCGGCGCUUCAUUAUCUACACGAGGAUGCAGAGCAGUGUGUCCUUCAUAGGGAUAUCAAAUCAGCUAAUGUUCUGCUGGACAACGAUUUCAACACUAAACUUGGUGAUUUUGGGAUUGCUAAGCUCGUGGAUCCGCGGCUAAGGUCUCAGACUACAGGGGUAGUCGGGACUUUUGGAUACAUGGCUCCAGAAUAUGUUAUUCAAGGGAGGGCAAGCAAAGAAUCAGACAUGUUUAGCUUCGGAGUUGUGGCCUUGGAAAUUGCUUGUGGAAGGAGGACUUACCAUGAUGGAGAAUUUCACUUACCACUUUAUAGAUGGGUUUGGCAUUUGUACCUAGCAGAAAAUUUACUGGAUGCAGCUGAUGAGAGAUUGGGUGUAGAUUUUGAUCAAAAUGAAAUGGAGUGCUUGUUAAUUGUUGGAUUAUGGUGCACUCACCCCAACAGCAAAGAAAGGCCAAAAGCAGGACAAGUGAUUAAGGUUCUCCAGCUUGAGGCACCAUUGCCAAAUCUUCCACAUAUCAUGCCUGAUUACCCAAUGCCUCAACCUCAGCAACAAGUUCAAUCCGGUUCCUCUCAGCCUCAGUUGUCACUAACUUCUAGCUUCAACAGUGUAGGUCGUUAAAUGUUAACGACCACUAAGCUGCCAUUGAAGUACCGCUUUAGAUCACGCUACAUGGUCCUUUUUAGAAAAUCAAACCCGAUACUCGCAAUGAAAAUUUUAUACUGCAUGACUGAGUCUCACUAUUCUUUUUUUUUUCUUUUGUUUUUUUUACAGCAAUUGAACAGAAUUUAGUCACUUUACCAUCAAACGACCUAAACUAAGUGAUACACAUGAUUUCAAAGUUCAAACCAAUCUCUGACCAACAACCUCUGAUACUUCAAGUGGCUAUAAAUGAAAAAAAUUGUUGAU